Pollicipes pollicipes is the source of this 1675-nucleotide messenger RNA. It is a transcript of the gene XRCC1, whose product is annotated as DNA repair protein XRCC1. Gene Ontology annotation, biological process: double-strand break repair via nonhomologous end joining; base-excision repair; single strand break repair. Gene Ontology annotation, cellular component: nucleus. The record is from RefSeq and is a predicted model, not a curated record. Gene Ontology annotation, molecular function: damaged DNA binding. Lineage: Eukaryota; Metazoa; Arthropoda; Thecostraca; Pollicipedomorpha; Pollicipedidae. The transcript has 9 exons. The coding region runs from base 356 to 1675 and encodes 439 amino acids.
CUGACGGCGACUUAAUGACACCGACAAUUUAAGCGCACCUGCUACAUAUCGUAGCGCUAUUUUCCCGCGGGCGAAGGUAUUCUGAUUCGUGAUAAAGCACGCUCGCCCUUGCACGCUUCCUAGCUUGCAUGUGGUGCAGACAAACGCCAGUCGGUCGUGCGAUGUAAACCGGUGUGACUGAUAGGAGGGCUUUGAAUCGGGUGCAUGAUGACUGGAGACUGCCGAGGUUCACAGCUGCAGCUGGAAGAUGAAAUGAUUUCACAAUAUUUUUCAUUGUCUGAUCUUGAUAAGCAAAAGACAUAUUGUUCAUUCCACUGCAUUAGCAUCUAGUACCUUCACACAUUUUCUAUCAGCCAUGCCAGAAAUAAAACUAACUCAAGUGAUGGCAUUCAGCAGUGAGGAUCAUAAUUUUCCAGCCAAAAACCUGCUCAGCUCUGAAAAUUUCAAGAAAUGGAAAAGCAAAAGUGCUGGGGAGAAGGACGUUUCUGUGAUGCUGCAAUUUGAGUGCAGCACACAGGUGGAAGCUGUGCAUGUGGGAAACGAGGGCUCUGCUUUUGUUGAAAUCUUUGUUGGAAAACUUGGUGCAGAUGUAAAGGAUUUUGAGGUGCUGCUGCCCACCUCGUCAUUCAUGAGCCCGGCCGAGUCGCGCAGCGGCACCAACCCGAGCCGCGUGCGCCUGUUCGGGCGGGACAAGCUGUCGGCGGCCGCGCUCGGCCGGCCAUGGGACUGCGCGCGCGUCGUCUGCACGCAGCCGUUCUGUCGCACGGCCGCCUACGGCCUGGCGUUCGUGAAGUUCCUGGCGCCGGCGGCGCCGGCAGCGGCAGCGGCGCAGCCGGCGGCGGCUGUUGCGCAGCCGGCGGCCGGGGACGUAGUCCGGCUGGGCUCCUUCACCCUGCGACCCGAGUCAAGCGACGAGAUCCGGGCGGGCGGUCUGUUCAGCCGCCGCUCCCAGCUGACGGCAGCCGGCGGCAGUCUGACGCGAGAGGACCGCGCGGACCGCGUGGUACCGCCCCGGCAGCCGCCCAGCGCCACGCAGACCUCAACGGACGAGCCGCCGCUGCCCACCGGCCACUACCAACUCAAGCCGGAGACCAAGCAGAAGAGGCCGACGGAGAGCAAGCCUGCCAGACCAGAGACGCAACCAGCGGCGAGACGCGACACGGCUGGGCCGGCGUCGAGCACGGCCGUCAGCAACGGCGACACCAGCGGCGCCCGGCCGCCCGCCACUGCCACCUACCGGCCGCUCGACAAACUGCUGUCGGGUGUCGUGUUCGCCAUGAGCGGCUACAAGAACCCGGAGCGGGCCACGCUGCGCGAGCAGGGCAUCCGACUGGGAGCCAAGUACCGGCCUGACUGGACCCCCGACUGCACCCAUCUCAUCUGCGCGUUCCGGAACACGCCCAAGCACGUGCAGGUGCGCGGCCGCGGCAAGAUCGUGCUCGGCUCGUGGCUGAUGGCGUGCGCCGCCCAGAAGCGGCGGCUCUCGUGGCGGCGGCACGCGCUGGAGCCAGCCGACGGCCGCGCGCCGGACAGCGAAGACGAGGUGUGGGCUGAGGAGCUGCGUCCUCGGCCGGCCGCCGGCCCAGCCACCGCGCCCAGCCCGCCGCCAGCGAACGGCGACGAGUACGGCAGCAGCACCGACGAUAUGGACACGGACGACGAGAUCAGGAUGUAA